This is a messenger RNA of Drosophila bipectinata, 410 nucleotides long. RefSeq lists its product as uncharacterized. Lineage: Eukaryota; Metazoa; Arthropoda; Insecta; Diptera; Drosophilidae. The record is from RefSeq and is a predicted model, not a curated record.
CCAACUGCCAAGCGGUCAAGAUGACGAACUCAAAACUAGCCCUUCUACUUCUGGUCAUCGCCUGCGUGAUGUUCAUCGCAUGGGCCCGACCUCGGUCUCGGUCCUCGAUUUUCAAUGAGGUGACCUCCCUGCCGGCCGAGCGAAGGAUGAGCAACGAUAUCCUGGACCAGAUAUCGCCGAUGAGGAGGCCCUCCAAGAGGAGCUUCGUGAUAAAGCAUCCCGUAUUCCCGCGCUUGAAGAUGCACCGACGUUACAUUCGCGAAGGUUUAUACAACGAGCUGCAACCUGAAAUAGCUCCAGGGGGCAUGAACUUUUAUGGCAACGACGUCCUGCCGCUGUCCACUUUUGAGCUCCUGGAACCAGAUACAUUGUAUUAAAAUACCCCUAAAAGUCAGAAAAGUCGUCAAAAU